Molecule: messenger RNA, 1856 nt
Organism: Ochlerotatus camptorhynchus
Lineage: Eukaryota; Metazoa; Arthropoda; Insecta; Diptera; Culicidae
Exons: 3
Coding region: 1-1845 (614 amino acids)
Source: RefSeq, a predicted model, not a curated record
AUGUCGAAAGAAAUACCCGAAACCGUUAACCAGCAAGAUUCCAUUUCUAAAAAUUCAGAGCUCGAAACGGGAGAAAAAUCCACCAUUUCUCAAUCGUCGGAAAAGUUCUCGAAAUCAUUCGAAUUAAAUUACCCCAACGGGGAGCUGGACACAUUCCCGAUGAAAGAUCUAGAACCAACCUCCCUAGACGAACUACUCAACCGCGAGCUAAACGAACAACCUUUGUCGUUCGGUAAAUUCGGCUUUGAAACGGAGCAACGCAGCAACGGAGACAUCGACAAAGCAAAGGAGGUGACAAUCGAGGAACCCAUCGUCUCAUUUGUGAACUCAGAUCCACCGUUCAAGAAGAACCGUCGCAUCCAGGUGCCUUCCAAUGAUAUCACCAAAGGCAUCUCAAGUAUUGAGCCGUCGCCGAAAAAGCCAAUCAAAAAAAGAUUGCACGAUCCAACGCCACAGAAGAUUGGCGUCCUGGUUGGUGUUCCAUGUCGCCGUAGGCCUUCGAAAGGUGGAAGCGAUGAAAAUCAACAGCAGGACCUGCUCAAGCAUUUCACGCUGGUUUUCCUAUUCUCCCGAUUGAAAAACCCCAUGAAAUGGGACGUGGCCACAUUUGAAGAGAUCCAAGCAUUAGGAAAUUCCAUUGAUUCUACGAUGGUUAAUACGAAGUUUUGCGUUCAGUACAAAGAUCUUGAUCAUUCUAUAACUUUGACGAGCACCUUGGCCAAGGGGCGAAUAAACUCCACGGAUGCUCCACCGCCAACACUCAAGAGUGCGCUAAUUGAGCACGUGUCCAGCUACAGCGGAUUGGUGCUGAAGUGCGAAUCACACUAUAUGAUGCUGUGGAGGAUUACCGAAGGCUACUACCUGUACGAUCCCUGCUUGAAUGACGUAUCGCAGUUGAUUUUCUUCAAUAGUCUGAAAUUGCUGAUGAAGUUUAUUUUGGAGAAGAAACAGUUGAACGACCGGUCCAAGUUUUACAUGGCCAAGAUUUCGUGGCACGCUGUUGACGAUGGACUGGUUAUGACUCUGAAGAGGAUGUCUCGUAUUGCCAAAAAAUUUAAGAUAUUGAACUCGAAAGAAGCAUUGCUAAUGGGGGAUCGAUAUAUCAAGGAUGCAGGAUUCAAACUAGAAUCUCUGCGAGUGUCGCUAAAUGCGAUCUAUUUGGCUCAACAGUUAGAAGCGAGAUCGUGGGAUGCUAGCAACUUGAACGGAUUGUUCAAUGGACUAAUGAGCGACAAGGAGAUUAACAAGCUGGGAGUGUUUCUCAUCGAGGAAGGAGAGGAGGAGAGCUUUCUUCUGGAGAAAGGUAGAUUGAUUAGGUUGAGCGUUUCUUUCCACUAUACGCAACGAGAAGACUUUGAAUGGCUGGUUAAUCGCCUGAUUACUAUUCGGGUCGCUCUCAUCAUCAGGGUAAACGAAUCCUAUUUCUCAGUUUGGAGCAGCGGAAACAUUCUGUACUGGUUCUCACCCUUCCGUUACGACGCCUUGAAGCUGGACCCCGUGGAAUUAGAGGACAAAGCGUCUUUCAUGUAUGCAUUCAAUACGCUGGAUCGGCUAUCCACCGUUAUGUUCGAAUAUCUUACCGAAAUCGGUCUACUUCCGAAGCAUUGCAUCCGCAUGUUUACCGUCGACGGGGAACCGUUUGGAAAGGCACCCCGGCUACCGUUGGUGGACAGUAAAGAUUCACUGAAUCGCAGCGAACUCGAGAUUCAAGUAUCGGAAGGCACGAAGAACAAAGAGUACAUACAGAUUGGCGAUCUACCUCCGAUGACCCUGUCCGAGGCCAAGCUGUGCCGAAUCAUGGUACGAGAUAUUAUGGGCAAUGCCGAGACAAAGUAUGAUGAAUAGUUUGUUUUCUA